UAAGUAGUUCUUCAAAACGGCAGACGGCAGUAGAGUACGGAGUAGGAGGAGAAGAAGAAGAAGUUGUAGUUCUAUUUUGGCACGUCACUUCCUGUCGACUAAAGCGUGGUGCGUGCUAAGAAAGGACAAUGGCAGCGGGUAGCAAUACUGAGGACUACCCUCAGGAGAUAGACGAGCAGCUCACAGGUUUCGACUCCUCAGUUUCUUCUGUCAAAACCAUGUUGGAGAAGCUGAUGUCGAUGCCCAGGAACGACCUGCUGCAAAAGCUGGACCCUUUGGAUCAAGCUAAGUUGGAUCUGAUGUCUGCCUACACCCUUAAUUCAUUAUUCUGGAUGUACUUGGUUACCCAAGGAGUAAAUCCCAGAGAACAUGGAAUCAAACAGGAACUGGAGCGAAUAAGGACAUACAUGAACAAAGUGAAAGAGAUUACAGACAGGAAGAAAGCUGCCCGUCUGGAUAAGGGGGCUGCAUCACGUUUUGUAAGAAAUGCUCUCUAUAACCCGGACGAGAAAGAGUCUAGGAAAAAAGCAGCAGACACAACGCCUGAUACUCUGAAGGCAAAGCGUUCAAAGCAGAGCUGAAAUAAUGAAAGAGCUGGACAGACUCGUCCCUCUGCAUUUGUUUUUGUUUUUUUACCUCUUCUGGGGACAUCAAACUUUUGCUCACAAGGCACCAAAGCAAGUGUUGUGUUACGGGCAUCAUAAAAAAUACACAUUCAUGUUUAUCUGGGUUGCUCCCCAGUCGAAUACACAAUACACCAUCUCAGGUUUUGAUGAAUGUAUUGCUGCUCCAGAAUGUGAUAGAUUCAAGGCUGUAAUAUUUUUCUAAUGUUACCACUUCAUUGCAAAAGUCUAAUUUAGAAAAUUGAGUACAAACCUAACCUAGGUGAAAGAACUUUUUUUUUUCUCAGUUUUGGAAGUGAUUCUAUGAAUCAUUGUUUUUUUUUUUACACACAUGCCAUGUGUCAAACAUGUAUAGAUGAAACUUUUUUUUAACAAUGUUUAGGAUUUUGACUUGGAUAUAUAUAUAUAAAAAAAACUCACCAAAUA
Messenger RNA from Centropristis striata (black sea bass), 1049 nucleotides. RefSeq names its product C1D nuclear receptor corepressor (gene c1d). Bases 129 to 581 code for a protein of 150 amino acids. The transcript is spliced from 5 exons. The record is from RefSeq and is a predicted model, not a curated record. NCBI's taxonomy places the organism in Eukaryota, Metazoa, Chordata, Actinopteri, Perciformes, Serranidae. Gene Ontology annotation, cellular component: exosome (RNase complex); nucleolus. Gene Ontology annotation, molecular function: RNA binding; DNA binding. Gene Ontology annotation, biological process: regulation of gene expression; maturation of 5.8S rRNA.